This is a messenger RNA of Trichomonas vaginalis G3, 2208 nucleotides long. Its product is annotated as leucine-rich repeats (6 copies)-containing protein. NCBI's taxonomy places the organism in Eukaryota, Parabasalia, Trichomonadida, Trichomonadidae. The transcript has a single exon. Bases 1 to 2208 code for a protein of 735 amino acids. The record is from RefSeq and is a predicted model, not a curated record.
AUGAAUUUGCAUGAAUUCGAGGAUUGUGUUGGAUUGACAGAAGUCACAUUUACAUCAGAUAGCACAACUAUUUCAGGAUUUAUGUUCUCAGGAUGCACAUCAUUAGAAACAAUUGAUUUAGGUGGUGUUACAACAAUUGCUAACUUCUCUUUCCAAAAUACAAAACUAACUAAUUUAGAUCUUAAAUCUGUUACAACUAUUCAAUACAAAUCAUUCUUCAACAGUAAAAUUCAACAUUUAACAAUUAGUACUGAUUUGUCUUCAAUUGAUCUAACAUCAUUCAAAGGUUGUUCACAACUUAAUCAGAUCACACUUGGAAGCAGCAUCACUAAAUUUGAUUUACUUGGUUUUGAAGAUUGUCCACCAAUCACAUUUGAUUUACAAACUACAGCAUUAAAGAACGAAAACAACAUUAUAACGAAAGAUACACCAUUAGUUUACAUUGGUUCAGGAGUGAAUUCUAUUCCUUCUACUAUCACAGAAAUCGGGAAAAAUGCACUCAUUCAUAGCACAAUUACAAAAAUUAAUAUUGAUCGCGAAAUUUCAUUUUCAUCAGGUUUCAGCAACUUUAAAUCACUUAAAGAAGUAACAAUCAGUGGAAUUAAUAGUAUUCCAUCAUAUGCAUUCUAUAACUUUGUUAAUUUAGAAACAGUUUCACUUCCUUCAACAGUUACAAGUAUUGGUGAUUAUGCAUUUUAUAACUGCAAACUCUUAUCAACUAUCAACUUAGAAUCAGUCAAAAAUUUUGGAAAACAUUCAUUUGAAAAUUGCAUCAAAUUAACAACACUUAAUUUCACGGCCGCAACAUUUGAUGAAUAUUCAUUUUAUAACUGUGUAUCACUUAAAAGUGUUGGAUUUAUUUCUGAUUCAGAAUCUCACACAUUUAAAAAAUACUGUUUCUCAAGAACAGGUAUAGAAAAAUUUGAACUCGAAAAUGGUAAUUAUGAAGAAGGAAUUUUUUCUUAUGCUGAAAAACUUCGAAUAGUUAAAAUUAAAGUAGGUUAUAGUAUUGGUAAAGGUAUGUUUGAACACACUUCAUUGCGAGUUGUAGAUAUUAAAUUCACUUCUAUUGAUGACUUUGGAUUUGCUUUCAUUCCUAAGCUAACUUUAUUUAUUAUCCCAGAUGAAUGCACCGAAAUUUCAUCGCUUGCAUUUCUUGGUUCUGAAAAUGUUCAAUUUAGAUUCAAAACAUGUAAGCAUCCUGUAUUUAUGCUCGGAAAUCAUGAGCUAAUUGAUAAAAGUACCAAUAAACUCAUUCUAACUUAUGGAAAACUUCCUUCAACAUAUGUUAUUCCUGAUUAUGUUUCAAUUAUUGAACCAAAUUCUAUUCAGUCUCUUCCUAAAUAUUCCGCUGAUGGAGAAGUUGAAGACUACGGUGUAACUACUUUAGUUAUUCCUAAUUCAAUUUAUUCAUAUGGAUCAAGGCCAAUAUUAGGAACAUAUACACCAUAUCUUCAUAAUCUUUGCUAUGGACCUAAUGCCCAAAUGUAUAAAUUUGUUUUCAAUACUGUUCAAAACUUUUAUGUUUCAGAGUCAUUUCAUGACCCAUUUUGGAAACACCAGGAUUUUCAGGUGAAUGGUCUUGACAUAGCUCAUGAAAAUGCCAUAGCACCAGUAAUUAGAGGUGAUUGUGAUUCCUCAGUUCCAUUUGAGAACUAUGCAAAGGAUGAUUAUUCUUCAUCUAGAAAUGAACAACAAGAAUAUAUCGAAUUUAAUAAUGAUCAACAUCUUUUAUCAUCUAAUGAUUGUGAAGUUGCAAUUAUCAACAUUCCAGAUAAAGAAGAAGAGGAGGAAGAGGAAGAAGAAAAUAAACCAAUUGAAUCCUCAAGCAGCACUCAAAAUCAACAAAGUAAUGUUUCUACAUCAACGGAAACAACUUCAAGUGGAAAAAUCAUUUUUGAUAAUCCAGAGAUAAAAUCAGUGUCAUCAUUAUUACUUAUAUUGAUUAUUAUUGCAGCUAUUGAGGUCAUUUUAAUUUGUUCAAUGAUUAUACUUAUCAUCAUUAAGCGUAAUGAAGAAGAUAGUUCUACAUCUGCAAUCGAACUCGACGUCGAAAAAGUUGAAGCAGCAAAUGCUGAAACGGAACUUAUAUUAACUAAUGAAAAUCCAAUAUUUUCAAUGCAGAUGUCAGAUGAUCCAUUUGCAGCAGAUUUUAUGGAUUCUAAACAAGAUGGUUUCUAUGGAAAUGUGGGUACUUCUCUUGAUUAA